Ogataea haglerorum is the source of this 1035-nucleotide messenger RNA. RefSeq lists its product as uncharacterized. NCBI's taxonomy places the organism in Eukaryota, Fungi, Ascomycota, Pichiomycetes, Pichiales, Pichiaceae. The transcript has a single exon. The record is from RefSeq and is a predicted model, not a curated record. The coding region runs from base 1 to 1035 and encodes 344 amino acids.
AUGGAGUUUAAUCCAGAGCUACCCUCCCACGACGGCCUCGCAGCGUACUACUGGCCCAAGAUGCACCCAGACCACCCUGCCACCAUCGCUCACCCGGCCUGGGCCUCCUACGACCCGCAUUCCGUCGCCCAGCACUCCAUCAACCCGCUCCUCAUCGUCAAGGGCACCCCACCGGAAAACGAAAAUGAAGCCGGCUUCCCCAGAAGCCAGUCCCCCGUCCACGAGCUCUACCACGACCACAACUACCACCUCCUCAGCCAGGAGGAGGAAGUGUGUCCUCCGCGGUUUACCGAGCCCUUCAGUCUUGCCCAUGUGACGUACUCGAAGUCGACCGUCUCAUUGGACUCCCUGAAGCAGCCCGUCUUGUGGAUCGACGAGCCCGCAACCGAGCAGACAGCAAUAAACCACCAGGAUCUGCCGGAGUCCAAAAACGCACCGUUUGUUCCCGGGCCCCGCCACUCCAUACCAUUCACCCCAACUGACCCGCACUAUCGCCCGUGGCACAAGAGAACAGUUUCCGAGCCGGUCUUCGGAGCUAAAAAUCAGGGCCCUGCAUUUCCGAAAGUCACAAUGAAGGAGCGGUCCGACUCCUGCCUGUUCGACGCAGAAUACUGGUCCAACCUCCACAGGUUUCUCCCCGUGCCGUGCGAAGAGAACGCGCCGCCGGCUUUCACUGUGUCUUUUGCCCAGACGGCACAAGAGCUGGAAAAAACCUCGCAGAAGUUGAUGAACUAUCUUCUGAACGACUACGAUCUCGUGGCGGAACUGCGCCAGAACCCAGACUCGUUCGAUCAGAAUGUGGAGCUCUCCAGCAAAAGACGCAAGGUCGGCGACGACAUCAACUGGAAGCCCAUGUCCGCCGGCAGCGUGCUGGGACUAAACGAAAUUUUCAAGCUCCACCAACGAGAAGUAAAUAGCAUGCUGCAGAACUGCACAGACUCCUGUUUCGGCGAACUCAACAUGCGGGAGCUCCGGGCCUGGAAACGCGGCGACAGAGAGCUCAAACGGCGCCACCCCCAGGUAUCCUCCUUCUAA